Castor canadensis (American beaver) is the source of this 656-nucleotide messenger RNA. RefSeq names its product coiled-coil-helix-coiled-coil-helix domain containing 10 (gene Chchd10). Gene Ontology annotation, cellular component: mitochondrion; nucleus. The record is from RefSeq and is a predicted model, not a curated record. Gene Ontology annotation, biological process: mitochondrion organization. NCBI's taxonomy places the organism in Eukaryota, Metazoa, Chordata, Mammalia, Rodentia, Castoridae.
GACAAGCGCUGCGGUGUUUGUCCCCGACAUAGAUCUGCUGCUACGGUCGCUGUUUCUUGCGUUCGUGUCCAACCGCUGCUACCAUGCCUCGGGGAAGCCGCAGCGCUGCUGCCCGGCCAGCCAGCCGCCCUGCCGCCCACCCUCCUGCGCACCCACCGCCCUCAGCAGUCUCCCCGGCUCCUGUCCAGUCGGGCCAGCCUGGCCUCAUGGCGCAGAUGGCAUCCACAGCCGCUGGGGUAGCCGUGGGCUCUGCUGUGGGACAUGUCGUGGGCAGCGCCCUGACCGGAGCCUUCAGUGGGGGAGGCUCGGAACCUGCCCAGCCUGUUGUCCAGCAGGCCCCUGCCCGUGCUGCCCCCCAGCCUCUACAGAUGGGGCCCUGCUCCUAUGAGAUCAAGCAGUUCUUGGACUGCUCGACCACUCAGAGUGACUUGACCCUGUGUGAGGGCUUCAGUGAGGCUCUGAAGCAGUGCAAGUACAACCAUGGUCUGAGCUCCCUACCCUGAAGAGUCCUGGGUCAUAGCCUUGCACUCACCCUAUCUCCUCACUGACGGCCAGACCAUGAUGACAGAUUGUACCUGGGAGUAAGGAGGGGGUUUCUUGACCCAUGAAUAACACAGGACGCAAAUGUGCAAUUAAAGAGUUUAUUUUAGAUCACA